AUGGCGGCCCGCGCGCCCCCCGCCGCACCUGCGGCCGACGAGCCGGGGGGCCCGGGCGGACCCCCGCGCAGGAAGAAGUCCCGCUCGGGCGCGUCCGGCCUCCGCCGCGCCUUCAGCUGGCUGCGGGGCAAGCGGCGCAAGAAGAAGGCGGCGGCGGCGGCGGCCCUGGGGUCCGAGGGCAGCGAGCCCGCCGCCCCCCGCGCCAAGAAGGCGGAGGACAAGGCCAGGAAGGCCAAGGGGAAAGGCCGAGGCUCUGCCAAGACUGAGAGUGACAAACGUAUAAGUGGGGGAUCUGGCCAGGGGCCAGGGUCUGUGUGUGAUGACCAGGACAAUGUCUUCUUCCCCCGUGGGCGGCCGCCACACCUGGAAGAGCUACACACACAGGCGCAGGAAGGACUCCGCUCCCUCCAGUACCAAGAAAAACAGAAACUCAACAAAGGUGGCUGGGACCAUGGAGACACUCAGAGCAUCCAGUCUUCCCAGACGGGGCCGGAUGAGGACAGCAUCUCCUUCUGCAGCCAGUCCACAUCGUACACGACCGAGAGUUCCACAGCCGAGGAUGCGCUUUCUAUCCGCUCUGAGAUGAUCCAGCGCAAAGGCUCUACCUUCCGACCCCAUGACUCCUUUCCUAAGUCGGGCCGGCGUAGGCGGCGGGAACGGCGGAGCACAGUGCUGGGCCUACCACAGCAUGUGCAGAAGGAGCUGGGCCUUAAGCAUGAGCGUGAGGCACCUGCUUCCCCCCGGCCUCCAGGGCCCCGGGACUCUGUCCGAAUCCCCACGGUGGAUGGCCGUCCAGCAGGCCCAGCUGCAGGGCCAGGAGUACGGGUGUCCCUGCAGGCACUGGAGGCCCAGACAGACUCCACCGAGGCCACUGAAGCCCUGGUGCAGCGUCACAUUGACCGUGUCUACCGGGAUGACACCCUCGUGGGCUGCUCCACGGGAGCCCGGCCCCCUGCGCUGAUGCGGCCCAUGUCUCUCGCAGUGCCUGGAAUGACGGGAGGGGCCGGACCGGUGGAGCCCCUGAGCCCGGCCAUGUCCAUCUCGCCUCAGGCCACCUACCUGUCCAAGCUCAUCCCACAUGCUGUGCUGCCACCCACCGUGGACGUGGUGGCCCUGGGCUGUCGCAGCGUGCGCACCCUGAGCCGCCAUAGUCUGCUCACAGCCAGCCCGGCCUCUGUCCACUCGCUAGGCCGUUUCUCCUCGGCCUCCAGCCCGUGGCCCCGAAGUCGCCACCCUUCCUCCUCCAGUGACACCUGGAGCCACUCGCAGUCCUCCGAGACCAUCGUGUCCGACGGUUCCACGCUCUCCUCGCAGGGUGGCUCUGAGGGCCGGCCCGAGGGCUCUGUGGCCAGCACCAGCACGGCAGCUCCUGGCCCAGGUGGCAGUGGGCGCGGCUCUCCCAGUGGGGGCAGCACGGCUGGUGCCUCGGAUGCGGGCAGCAUCCGCAGCAGCGGGCAGCUGUCGGGCCGCAGCGUGUCCCUGCGCAAACUGAAGCGGGCACCACCGCCGCCGCGCAGGACCUACUCGCUCCACCAGCGAGGCCCCGCAGCCACCGAUGGGGCCCUGGGAUUGCCGCCCAAGCCUGAGAGGAAGCCUGAGCGGAAGCCCACGCCGCAGCUGCCCUGGCCCCCACCCACGGGGGCCACAGACGGGAUGGGGGCAGCGCCCUGUCCCUCCAGUUCUGCGGGCAGCUGGGUGCCUGGCCCAUCUCCGGGUGCUUCCCGUCGCCCCCCACGCUCCCCAGAACGGACACUUUCACCCUCCAGUGGCUACUCAAGCCAAAGUGGGACCCCCACGCUCCCCCCCAAGGGCCUAGCAGGAGCACCCCCCUCUCCAGGCAGGGCCCAGCCCCCUAAACCUGAGCGAAUCACUUCUCUCCGCUCUCCAGGCCCCUCUGUCUCCUCCUCCCUCACAUCCCUGAGCUCCUCCUCCUCUGACCCGGCCCCUGCUGGUCCCCAAGUGUCAGCGGUCCUGGGGGACAGGUUUGUCAUCCCUCCUCAUCCCAAGGUGCCUGCCCCCUUCUCCCCACCACCCUCCAAGUCCAAGAGCCUGAAGCUUGCGGCCCCUGCCCCUGCUGUCCCCUCGGUGUCUGCUGGGCCUUCGUCUGCCACCGAUGCUGCUCCUGAGCCCCCUCCUCUAGCUGCCCAGGCAUCCUUGGCCCCACCAGAGUCUCCCCUGACUUCCAAAGAGCAGUCUCCCCCACCAUCCCCGCCUCCCUCCUACCAUCCUCCUCCUCCCCCUGCCAAGAAGUCUGAGGUGGUGGGGGCAGACUCCGAGAUGACUGAGGAGUCCCCCCAGGAUCCUAACUGGCCCCCACCCCCACCCCCGGCCCCUGAGGAGCAGGACCUGUCCAUGGCUGACUUCCCCCCGCCCGAGGAGGCCUUCUUCUCUGUGGCAGGCUCCCCCCCAGCUCCUUUCUCUCCCCAGACCCAGGAUCCCACCCCUCCAGCCCCUCCACCAGCUCCACCCACACCCCCACCUGCAGGUUCUGCAACAGGGCCUGGGUCCAAGGUUCUCCCAAAGGACCCAUCAAGUGGUGGCAAAGGCAACGGGGUGCCCAGGGAAGAUGCUGGAGCACCCUUGGUCACGCCUUCACUCCUGCAGAUGGUCCGCCUGCGCUCCGUGGGGCCUCCCACAGGGGCUCCCACCCCAGCAUCAGGGCCCUCAGCCCCCCCAGCAUCAGGGCCCUCAGCCCCCCAGAAGCCACUACGAAGGGCCCUGUCUGGGCGGGCCAGUCCAGUGACAGCCCCCUCCUCAGGGCUCCACGCAGCUGUCCGGCUCAAGGCCUCCAGCCUGGCUCCCAGUGAGCGUCCUGGAAGCGCCCAGUCCAAUGGAGCCCCCGAGAGAGAGCCCCAGCGGCCCCAGUCCCCGGCCUCCAUGGCCAGUUUCAUCUUCUCCAAAGGCACGAAGAAGCUGCAGCUGGAACGGCCUGUGUCCCCCGAGGCCCAUGCUGACCUCCAGCGGAAUCUGGUGGCUGAGUUACGGAGCAUCUCAGAGCCACGGCCUGUCCAGGCCACAAAGAAGUCACCUAAAGCUCCGCCCCCUGUGGCCCGCAAGCCCUCUGUUGGGGUCCCCUCACCCACCCCUCCCACAGAGCCCCUCACCGUGCCUCCCACUAAUGGGCUCUCUCCCACUGAGGACAGGACUAAGGAGGAAAAUGGAGGUGUCUCGCUGCUGGGGGCCCCAGAAGAGCAGAAGCUGGGUCCUCUUGGCUCAGACCCACAGAAAGAGCUGGUCUGACCACCAGGCUCCCUCUGGCACUGCUGACCCAUGCCAGGAUUACAAUCUCAGGGACCUGAACAGCUCCAAGGAUGAGGACGUGGCAGACACUGAACCUGAGAGAGGAUGCCUGCAGCCUUAGCCUCCACGACCUUUGACUUGUAUGCAAAUCUGGUGUGGACCCGCGCCUCCACCUCAUCCAGCUCUCAUGCCUUUCCCCAAUGGAGCCACUCACUUGGCAGCUGCGGCUUCCAUAUCGGCCUUAGUCUCUCCGAGGAGGGGCUGGUGGAGUGGGUGGUUGCGCCCCCUGCUGACCUUGAGGCCACAGAGUUGGUAGCAAAACAUCUCACUUGAGUUCUUUUUUUCUUAAUGUUCGAAUCAUGCACAUACUGUAGUCCAGAAUCAAAGCACUUUUGAAAAACGGCUGCAUAUCUAUCCUCCAGGGUCUGGAGACCACAUUCCAAGGGCCUGUUUACGUGGCAGCAGCGUCAAUCCCUGAUUGCCAGCUUACAGUGGGGGCCAAACUGCCCCCUCCAAUCUAAUUUGCUCCUUUUCUUGGUUUGUGGAGGUGGGCAAGUUAUUGUAUUCCCACAGGCUUCUCCAGGCUCAAGGCAGGAGUGAGGCUGUGAAAUUCCAAAGCACAAAAGGUGCAGUGGGGGGCUAGCCUUCCUGUGCCUCAACUUACCCCCCAGCCACCCUCCUGCCUUCUAAACCUGCUAGGUGCUCCAUGCGGGGGACAAGUGGUAGCCAGGGCCCAAUUGGGGGUAUGUAUAGGAACAACCUUGAGUGAGAGAAUUGAGUAGGAAGUCAUCUGAGUAGGCACUUGGCAAUGCCAAGCCUUAAGCCCCUCGUUUUUACUUGGGUUUGGCGCAGCACAUUGAAGCAGAAUCGGGUCUGCAACAAAGCUGUGCUCACAGCUCUGCAGGUCUGCUGAGGUAGAGGGGAAGGCCUGGCCUUGCAGUUUGCUUGAUUUUCCUCUGCUCAUCUUGGUGCAUGUUCUUACCUGCAGCCACUUCUCAGCAUAGGCCAUGCCACUGAGGGGCAUUCUGUUCCUCCUCCCUCAUCAGUGAAGAUCGCAAAGGGGGCUCUGCUCCUAGCAAGUGGCCUGAGUGGCUGUCCCCUGGAUGCCAUUUUCUGCUCUGGCGCUCUCCUCCAGGGCCUUUUAACACCUCAGCCUGUGCCACUUGUCUAGGUAAGCUGGCAUUACCACAGCCCCUGUGGCUGCACAGGGGUGGCCCUAGUGCCUCCUUCCACAGCAUUGUGGAUGCCAUUCGUCUUGAUCCUCUCUCAGCAGUGAACCUCACUUUAAGCUGCACCUCCUCCCCUGGGGACAAUGUCCAAUCCCAGCACAGUAACUGGGGACCCAAGGCAUGUGGCAAGAGGGCCCAGGGACUCCAGCCCUUCUUUCCGUCUUCUUUCUGUAGCUAGAAACUAAUGUUCUUCCGUUGGAUGAUGGAAAGCUGCUGUUGGGGCUGUAUGGCACAUUCCCAGUGACUUGGUGAUGGGGUCAGUAUGUGCCAUUGUGUCCAGAGCACCUGACCCUCCCUCCUGGGACCUUUCAGCACCCUGUAGCCAGUCUGGGAACUGCUUAGAGGGGGUUACCCGGCUUGUGUCUCCUCCCUUCCCUCCCCAAGUCACUUCAGCUCCUGCUUCUCAGUUGUCCUUGAUUGUGGGAACUAAGGGGAGGGUCUAGAAGAGGUGACUCUUCUCUGUCCUCUGGGAUGAGCUUGAUCUAGUGCAAAAGGAGACCAAAAGCCUCAUUUUUAAUUUCCACAAAAACGUUAGAAAAGAGAAGUAUAUAUAUAUAUAUUUCUUUAAAUUUUUGAAUCUUUGAUAUAUCUCUACAAUCCAUUCCCUCUGUCCCAAAGCCUGAGACACAUGAAAAAAAAGGUUUCAAAGUUGUUAAUUAAACAAUUCAAACAUG
Messenger RNA from Suncus etruscus (white-toothed pygmy shrew), 5143 nucleotides. It is a transcript of the gene NHSL3, whose product is annotated as KIAA1522 ortholog. Gene Ontology annotation, biological process: cell differentiation. The record is from RefSeq and is a predicted model, not a curated record. NCBI's taxonomy places the organism in Eukaryota, Metazoa, Chordata, Mammalia, Eulipotyphla, Soricidae. The transcript is spliced from 7 exons. The coding region runs from base 1 to 3240 and encodes 1079 amino acids.